AUGGAGACAAUGGGCAUCCCUGUCUUGAGCCCUUAUACAGGGGAAAAUAGUCUGUCAGUGAAUAAUUUUCUGAUGACGGGUCCCAAGGCUUACCUUAUCUAUUCAAGCAGUGUAGCAGCUGGAGCACAGAACGGUAUAGACGAGUGUAAACACCAAUUUGCCUGGGAUCGGUGGAACUGCCCAGAACGGACUCUGCAGCUCUCUACUCACAGUGGUCUUCGCAGUGACUGGAACAUCCAUUCCACAGGACCUUCUUCAGGCAGCACAGUCUAUGACACUGGACCUACUUCCCCAGUCUGGAGAAUUCAUUUCAACAGGAUCCUCUUCUCUAGAUUGGAAUCCCAGUACAAUCGGACCUUCUUAGCCCGUCUUCAGAUCCCUUUUCCACUGAAUCACCCUCUGCAAUCUGGAGACUCCAUUUCUUCAGGAUUCCUAUUUCCAGCAAACCGUGAGACCGCUUUUGUCCAUGCGAUCAGCUCUGCUGGAGUGAUGUACACACUGACAAGGAACUGCAGUCUUGGGGACUUUGAUAACUGUGGCUGUGAUGAUUCCAGAAAUGGGCAGCUCGGAGGCCAAGGAUGGUUGUGGGGCGGAUGCAGCGACAACGUGGGUUUUGGAGAAGCUAUAUCCAAGCAGUUUGUGGAUGCUCUGGAAACUGGACAAGAUGCUCGGGCUGCAAUGAACCUACACAAUAAUGAAGCAGGAAGGAAGGCAGUGAAAAGCACAAUGAAACGAACUUGCAAAUGUCAUGGGGUCUCUGGAAGUUGCACCACCCAGACAUGUUGGCUUCAGCUGCCUGAAUUCCGGGAGGUGGGAUAUUAUUUGAAAGAAAAAUAUCACAAAGCUCUGAAAGUAGAUCUCCUUCAAGGAGCAGGUAACAGCGCUGCCAGUAGAGGGGCCAUAGCUGAAACAUUCAACUCGAUUUCCAAAAAAGAACUUGUUCACCUGGAAGAUUCCCCAGACUACUGCUUGGAGAACAAGACACUGGGACUUCUAGGUACAGAGGGUAGAGAAUGUCUCAAGAGAGGGAAGAACUUAAGCAAGUGGGAGAAAAGAAGCUGCAAACGUCUGUGCGGAGAUUGUGGGCUGGUGGUGGAGGAAAGAAGAGCGGACAUGGUGUCCAGCUGCAACUGCAAGUUUCACUGGUGCUGUGCAGUAAAAUGCGAGCAGUGUAGAAAAAGCGUAACCAAGUAUUUCUGCGUCAAAAAGGAAAAACGUGAGCGGAGUGGUGUUACACGCAAGAAGGAAACAAAGCUUAAAAAGAAGUUGUGA
Messenger RNA from Bombina bombina (fire-bellied toad), 1272 nucleotides. RefSeq names its product Wnt family member 8B (gene WNT8B). Bases 1 to 1272 code for a protein of 423 amino acids. Gene Ontology annotation, cellular component: extracellular region. Gene Ontology annotation, molecular function: cytokine activity; frizzled binding. Gene Ontology annotation, biological process: cell fate commitment; neuron differentiation; multicellular organism development. The record is from RefSeq and is a predicted model, not a curated record. The transcript has 7 exons. NCBI's taxonomy places the organism in Eukaryota, Metazoa, Chordata, Amphibia, Anura, Bombinatoridae.